AUGGAUAUAUAUGGUAGCUAUCCGUCACGCUUAUCAAUUGCCUGUUCUGAGUUGCUACCUCGAAUUCAAAAUCAAAGCUAUACUUUGGAUGUAUAUUUUUUGCAAUCAGUUGUUGAUCGUAUUUUCAACGAUUCACAAAUUGAUCUUUUAUCUGUUUUAUCACAAUCAGGUAUGAAUGAUGCUGGAAAUGAAUAUGACCAAGUAAUCGAACUGAUUGGUAUAAAUUCGGUUGUAUUUAAGCUUUUAUUGGAAUCAAAAAGUGAUUUUUUCAAAUACUUUAUGACUUCGUUUUGUCGACAUUUGGAACGUAGUUCGUGUAUAUUACCACUGAAAAUUGUUCAAGAUAGUGUCUAUAUGAGACUUCUCUCCGAUUAUGUUUGUUUUAUGAUGCCAGUUAAUGAGGAAAACGCAAGUGCUGUAACAGGAAAGAAAAUUCAUCCUGAAAAUACAAUGAAAAGUAGUUAUAGUACACCGUUAAAUCUCUUUAAAGAGGAAGCUUUAAGGCGAUAUGCACUAUGUCCUUCAUCACAUUCCAUUCGAACAUUACGAACUAUGAUUCAGUCUAUUUCACCACACUUUUUAACAUUCAUAUAUAUUCUUGUUCGUUCAUACUGCUCACUAUCAAAUUGGCCAACUGAUUAUCGUUUGAUCGCUCUAAGAUUUGUUCUUAAGGAAAUUCAUGUAUUUGCACUUGCUGAAUCGGAAGAUUUCAAUUUUUCUCAAUCGAAACUUCAAUUGCAAUGGAAUGCACCAUUUGCGGAUGAACUUUUUGAUUUUUUCUUGUCAUUAUUCACUCGUUGGCCACCAAAUCCAUCAUUUAUUAAUCUUUUCGAUGUAUGGGUUACAUGGAUCCGACCAUGGCGUUACUGUGGCAAUGAUCUACAACGUGUUAUGCCAUUUAUUCGUUCCAAUCGUCGUUAUUAUAUCGAAUUAUCAGAUGCAUUCUGGGAACGGAAAUUUUCGCUCGAAUGUACAGGCGACAUAGAGAACUUAGCUUCAUACAUUUGUAUUCUAACUUCUCCUGAUAUGUUGGAAAUAUACGAAACCUUGGAAUAUAAUUUGGAGCCAAAUGUGCUUGCUUUAUUGAAUUCAUUGAAAAAUGAUGCGGAAAAUUUACGUUUAAAAGUGCUGAAAUAUGAAGAGCAAUUAGCAAAAACAAACUGGUUUCAGCGCACAUUCUUUUGUCUUGAGGAGGAAUUAUUGUUGUCGGAACAAAAAAAGACUUUGGAAGCACUGGAAAGGCUUAUUUUGAACGCAAGCAAAGCUAUGCCAGAUGGAGAUUGUAGUGAAUCACAGGAUGUCAACUUUGCUACAAAGACAAUUUCAACAAAUGAAGCUGAGAGUACUUAUAAUUCAUCUAAAUCACUAAGCUCUUUCUCACCACUUUCACGAAAGCAAAUUCCCGAUCAUUAUAUUGAUUCAACGACAAAAUUGAUGUAUCUUACACCACUUGGACGAAAGCAAGUUGCUCAAGGAACACAUCGUUUUGAUUAUUCGAAUUGCUGGAGAGCAACACCACCAAUUAUUUCAUCACUUCGUUCUGAUGAAGUCUGGUGGUUAUCCAGAUUAUUGUAUCGAAUUUCUAGAGCUAUUAAUCGUACCAAAUUUAUUGAGCAUCUUUCUCAAUCCUAUAAUGAUACUACAUUAACUGGUUUUAUUGCUCGAUUUUUGCUUGAUCCGGAAUAUCCAAAUAUUUCUGUUCCGGCACAUUCAUCAGUUAUUGCAUUUCAAAAACCAUGCUUAAAUUUACGUUAUUUUGCAUAUUAUCGUAAUUUAAUACCAUUUUGUAUUUUCUUUAUUUUACUCUUUUUUCUCCCUAUUUCAUACUGCUCAAUAAUAUUGUUUGGCAUGAUGUUGUAUAGUAGAUUUUUGCCAUAA
Molecule: messenger RNA, 1878 nt
Organism: Brugia malayi
Lineage: Eukaryota; Metazoa; Nematoda; Chromadorea; Rhabditida; Onchocercidae
Exons: 8
Coding region: 1-1878 (625 amino acids)
Biological process (GO): glycerophospholipid catabolic process; sphingomyelin catabolic process; ceramide biosynthetic process
Molecular function (GO): sphingomyelin phosphodiesterase D activity
Source: RefSeq, a predicted model, not a curated record